AUGUCCAACCCCGUGUCAUCCGAGCUGGCGCUGGACUGCGGGGCGACUACUACGGCGGGCGGCGGAGACGGCGUGACCUCGUCCGUCGAGACGGCGAUGAACGAGCAUCCGAAGGCUGAGUGCCACAUUGACGGAGACGACAAGCCGUGGUUCAAGUUUGCGAAUGGAGAGUGGGGCCAUGCUUUGUCCGAGGCGUGGCUUCAUUCGCCCGCGGGUUGGCUUGGCGCGUGCGUCUUGGGCGCCGACGACGUGCCAGUCUUGACGGGGGUCGAUUGGUUGAACGAUCGCGAGGUGAGCCUCAGGAGCAAUUCCCUGCAGCUCUACGACAAAG
This is a messenger RNA of Prorocentrum cordatum, 331 nucleotides long. The record is from the annotation of a GenBank genome assembly. NCBI's taxonomy places the organism in Eukaryota, Dinophyceae, Prorocentrales, Prorocentraceae.